Messenger RNA from Drosophila kikkawai, 560 nucleotides. RefSeq lists its product as uncharacterized. The record is from RefSeq and is a predicted model, not a curated record. Lineage: Eukaryota; Metazoa; Arthropoda; Insecta; Diptera; Drosophilidae.
AUGCGGUUUAUUUUCGUGUGUGCUCUCUUAGGAGUAUUUGUUUCGCAUUUUAUAGGCGCUGUCGUUUUCAGAUUUACAAACUUUGUGUGUAUGAGCUACAACGAAUCGUGGUUUAAAGUCCACCAAUGUCGCCUCAAGGCCAUUAGUCGGGAGAAUGUGAUCUUAAAUAUGAACGGAACAAUUCUUCAUGCAGUCAAUACUAUCCAUCUCCAAUACAUAAUGUUAAAAAAGGCAAAUGGCUUUAAACCUUGGCUCGUGGACAGCAGAAUGGAUGUAUGCCGUUUUCUGCGAUCCAACUAUGACCCUACCUUCAAAAUCAUCUUCAAUCUUUUUAAGGAUUUUACCAAUGCAAAUCACACAUGUCCCUAUUCGGGUCCGGUGAUUGUAAAGGGAUUUUAUCUAAGACCUGAAUUAUUAAUUCUCCCGUUUCCAACUGGCGAAUAUAUGCUGUCGUUAAGAUGGUCUUAUGAUCACAGACAUCAAAUUGAUACCAAUAUCAGUUUUUUGUUCGUUGAGGAUAUGAAGAAAACCUAAAAUACUUUUCACAAUCAAAAAAAUUA